AUGAAACAUAAUGAAACUCCACACUUUCUUUGGCUGGCAGCUGGUCUGUCCGGUAUUGCUUCACGGCCGCUGGGCUGGUCGUCUGCUUUUUGUCCUGAGGCCGACUUGACACUGCGAGCCCUGAGGCGUUGGCCGGUGGCCAAGCCCCCCAAGGCUCCCAAGAGACCCACGCGGCUGGAGCCGCCCUACUUGGACGACCCUACCUUCGUCCACCCAGACCAGCAGAACCAGGGCGAGCGCGAGUGGCUGAUGAAGCACAACGGUGGAGGCGUGAAGGAGUUGCCUGGCUUGCCUGAUGACUAUGAGUGGAUUAAGGAUGCCGCCGAGAAGGACGAAAAUGCUUGGAUCGCAGUAAAGAAGCGGAUGUCGAAGGUGACCUUCGAUGCGAUCAAACGCACCACAGCUGAGUUGCAGGAUGCGCUUUACACGCGACAGCCGCUGGUGAUCCGCCAGCAAAUUGAAGUAGCCAUGGAGCAGAACAAGGCCAAAGAAGGCCCCAGCAGCAAGGCGAUCCUCCAAGCAGAGGAGUAUGCCAAGAAGCUCGAGGACUAUGAGAAGGAGCAAGAGGAGCUUCGGGAGAAGGAGGAGGAGGAGCUUCGACAGGAAGUGGCCGACUUGGACCUCACCGAGGCCGGAGAUGGGGAGGACCAGCAAGAACUGGGGAGGACAUUCCCCAAGCAAAAGAAGCGAUGUCCAUGA
This is a messenger RNA of Durusdinium trenchii, 699 nucleotides long. NCBI's taxonomy places the organism in Eukaryota, Dinophyceae, Suessiales, Symbiodiniaceae. The record is from the annotation of a GenBank genome assembly.